AUGAAGCUGUCGAUGUUUGCGGUACUUCUCGGUAUUUGCUUUAUGUGCUCAGAAGCUCAUCAUGGUGGACACAGUAGGCAGUGCCAGAAAAGAUUUCAGUGUAAAGUUCCUACUGAAAUGUUUUUAUUUGGUGACUAUGGAGUGUCACUGAAGAACAAUUCAUUAAUUGCAAGCAGAAUUGGAUUGUUUGAAAAGCCGGCUCACGAACAACAACAGCAGCGUCUACAACAGUCCGACAACAGCAGCGCCUACAACCAGUCCUACAACAGCAGCGCCUACAACCAGUCUGACAACAGCAGCGCCUACAACCAGUCCUACAACAGCAGCGCCUACAACCAGUCCUACAACAGCAGCGCCUACAACCAGUCUGACAACAGCAACGCCUACAACCAGUCCGACAACAGCAGCGCCUACAACCAGUCCGACAACAGCAGCGCCUACAACCAGUCCUACAACAGCAGCGCCUACAACCAGUCCUACAACAGCAGCGCCUACAACCAGUCUGACAACAGCAGCGCCUACAACCAGUCUGACAACAGCAGCGCCUACAACCAGUCCGACAACAGCAGCGCCUACAACCAGUCCUACAACAGCAGCGCCUACAACCAGUCCAACAACAGCAGCGCCUACAACCAUUCCUGA
Molecule: messenger RNA, 642 nt
Organism: Gigantopelta aegis
Lineage: Eukaryota; Metazoa; Mollusca; Gastropoda; Neomphalida; Peltospiridae
Product: insoluble matrix shell protein 4-like
Exons: 4
Coding region: 1-642 (213 amino acids)
Source: RefSeq, a predicted model, not a curated record